AUGGCUUAUAGCAAUUCUAACGAAAAACAUUCGGCUACACGAUUUGCUGAUUUGGGUGCAUUACCAAAACGCAUGCUAGCACCAAUCGAAGGCUAUGAAAAAACACCAUUAGUGACACUUGAAGAAGCUGUAAAACCUCUCGUCAAGAUAGUACCAAAAGUCGAACGAAAUGUAUUCAUAGUUAAACAGAAUUGUCAAGAACCAGAAGAUGGUUUAACAACUGAUGAGUCAGCUGCCAUUAUGCUCUAUACCUAUGA
Rotaria socialis is the source of this 257-nucleotide messenger RNA. The record is from the annotation of a GenBank genome assembly. Lineage: Eukaryota; Metazoa; Rotifera; Eurotatoria; Philodinida; Philodinidae.